AUGACUCCAAAAGAAGCGACCGGCGUAACACCAUUCCAGCUGGUGUAUGGAGGGGAAACAGUGGUCCCCGUGGAGGUUGGAGUAGAAUCCGACCGGAUGCAACUCUACGACAAGGGAAAUACCAAACGGAGGUUAAUGGAGCUCGACUUGGUGGAUGAAUCGUGGGAUAAAGUCACUGUCUCGCUAAUGACAUACCGACAGCGGAUAAGGCAGAAUUACAACCGAAGGGUAAUCCUGAGUUCUUUCCAGGUUGAAGAUAUGUUGUGGAAGAGAAUCAAAUCGGUCGACGACAUCACCAAACUUGAGACGUCAUGGGAAGGACCUUACAAGGUCGUACAGAAACUACGCUCAGGGCCCUACUACUUGGACGACAAAGACGAAAGGUGA
Molecule: messenger RNA, 387 nt
Organism: Zingiber officinale
Lineage: Eukaryota; Viridiplantae; Streptophyta; Magnoliopsida; Zingiberales; Zingiberaceae
Exons: 1
Coding region: 1-387 (128 amino acids)
Source: RefSeq, a predicted model, not a curated record